CGGAAGCUUAUAAAUCUUCCCUCUACAAUGUUUGAAAUAAUAUCGAAAUUAGGGUUUGUCUCUUCAAACGCACUAUAAAAUUCCCCUAAUUACCUUGAUAUCUUGCAUCAAUUCUCCGAUCACACAUACACAAUGUCCACCUUUGGCGUUUCAAAUCAAAAUCCAAACAAAUCUACUGAGGUGACACAGCCACCGACUGACUCCGUAUCCAGCUUGUGUUUUAGUCCCAAGGCCAAUUUUCUUGUUGCGACUUCUUGGGAUAAUCAGGUGCGAUGUUGGGAGGUGAUGAAGAAUGGUACUACUCUCGCUACUGUAGGCAAGGCACAAAUAGCACAUGAUCAGCCGGUUCUGUGCUCAGCUUGGAAGGAUGACGGUACUACUGUUUUCUCUGGGGGCUGUGACAAGCAAGUGAAAAUGUGGCCAUUAUUGUCUGGCGGUCAGCCAGUAACUGUGGCUAUGCACGAUGCUCCUGUCAAGGAUCUUGCUUGGAUUCCAGAGCUGAACCUCUUGGCCACCGGAAGCUGGGACAAGACAUUAAGAUACUGGGAUCUGAGACAAUCUAAUCCUGCUCAUGUUCAACAACUCCCUGAUCGGUGCUAUGCACUUACAGUAAAACAUCCACUGAUGGUUGUCGGCACAGCAGAUAGAAAUCUGAUAGUUUUUAACUUGCAGAACCCUCAGGCUGAGUUUAAAAGAAUUGUUUCACCCCUCAAGUACCAGACAAGAUGUGUAGCUGCCUUUCCAGAUCAGCAAGGUUUUUUGGUGGGCUCUAUUGAAGGAAGGGUUGGAGUCCAUCAUCUUGAUGAUGCGCAGCAAAGUAAAAACUUUACUUUCAAAUGCCACAGGGAGGGAAAUGAUAUAUACUCCGUCAACUCACUAAACUUUCAUCCUGUUCAUCACACAUUUGCAACUGCCGGAUCUGAUGGUGCCUUUAAUUUCUGGGACAAAGAUAGCAAACAGAGACUGAAGGCCAUGUCAAGGUGCAGUAAUCCUAUACCUUGCAGUUCAUUCAACAAUGAUGGCUCAAUAUAUGCGUAUGCGGUAUGUUAUGAUUGGAGUAAAGGUGCUGAAAAUCAUAACCCAGCAACAGCAAAGACCAAUAUUUUCCUGCAUGUCCCACAAGAGUCUGAGGUGAAGGGCAAACCACGAGCAGGAGCUAGUGGCAGGAAGUAGAGCUCAUAUUUGUUGCUUAAAAUGUUUUCAUUUUGUAAUCGCCUUAAAGCAACUAGAUAGAUUUUUUGACAUUACAACUUUCUUUUUUUUGGCUAGACAUUAGGCAUGGUCUGGAAUAUGCUACCAUAAACUUUUUUGAUACUUUUUAGUGUGAGAAAGUUGUCAUGAUAAAAACUAAAUUUGUUCUCACUAGAAA
Molecule: messenger RNA, 1369 nt
Organism: Daucus carota subsp. sativus
Lineage: Eukaryota; Viridiplantae; Streptophyta; Magnoliopsida; Apiales; Apiaceae
Product: protein RAE1
Exons: 11
Coding region: 133-1173 (346 amino acids)
Biological process (GO): RNA export from nucleus; transcription-dependent tethering of RNA polymerase II gene DNA at nuclear periphery
Cellular component (GO): nuclear pore
Molecular function (GO): RNA binding; ubiquitin binding
Source: RefSeq, a predicted model, not a curated record